AAAUGUAUAUUGUGUUCAAUGGUUUUUACUAUUUCAGAAAGAGAUUGGUGCCAUGUGUCAGUGUAAUCAUGAAAAUGUUGUCAAUUAUUAUACAUCAUUUAUUGUAAAACAAGAACUCUGGAUAGUCAUGCGCUUACUAGAUGGAGGUAUGUUUAAUGGUGAUUUUAUUAAUUUAUAUUUUCUCUGCAUGCUGCUGUGACCUAGGAUGUUUUUGUAAUUUUGGCAUGAAAUUGCAACUUAUUAGAUUUGUAUUUCAGCAUGUUUUGAUUUUGUUAAAUUGUAUCUGUAAAUAAAGAAAACACUCACCUCUGCCUGAUUUCUUGUGUUAACAGAAGCAAAAUACAACUGUGACAAGCAUCUAAAUAGCAAAUCUUGUCAUAUUAAGUGACACACUUAUAGCCAGAUUUAAAGCUCUCUACUGUACUCUAAUAUAUAUUAUAAUUUACAGAGUUGUUGAACAUUUUGUUUUUUAUGCUACUGUGAUAUGAUUUUGAUUUAUAUUAUGUGAUUUAGAGUAGCUUUUAAUUAUGCCUACAGUACUGUACUUGUAUAUUUGACAUCUCCUACAUCUAGAUACAUUAAUGGUAAUUAUAAUAUAGCAUUUGUAAAUUCUGAACGCUGAUUGGCUAAGAGCCGUGUUGAUAUAACUCAAUGUCAACACGGAAACGUUUGAAAAUUUAUUUCUUCAUAUUUCUUUGUGCUAUAUUAUAAAACAAAUAUAAAACAUUUUUUCCGUAUUGAUAUACAGUUAUAUCAACACUCGUGGAAAUUGGGAAAACUCGAAAUUAAAACAAUUUCUCGUUUUCCCAAUUUCCACUCGUGUUGAUAUAACUGUAUAUCAACACGGAAAAUGUUUUAUAUUUGUUAUAAUUAAUGUAUGAAAUCUAAAACUAAACUAACGAGACUUGGUAUAAUGAUGUAAAUUACAAACUAGCCUUAAAGUCUAUACAUGGCAGUACCGGCUGCGAGUAUCAUGACGCCACUCGCGAGUUAUAAGCAGUGAACUCUAAUAAGACUGGAACGAUAACUCGGCCGCCAUCUUUGAAGCCAAAUUGAAGGCCGCCAUUGGAGGUACGGCGGCGAAAAUACACCUCUUCGAAAAACUCGGAUUUCUGCCUUUCUAGCUAUGCUAGAACAUAGAUAAAAAACUUAAAAACAUCUACGAUACUUGGACUAUUACACAAAUCAUGUUUGGAAGCCGUAAAAAAGACUUAACGUUAUUUUUUGUGUACCUGACAGUCGUAUUUUGUUCGGCACCGAAAAUAUUUUGUUAUUUUCUUGAAUACAAAAAUGGUACCUUUCGAGAUUUUGCUGUUAGUGGAUGUAGAAUACUUAGAACUAUCCAGAAAACCAAGUUUGAAUGUUUGAAAUUGAAAUCUUCGCACGAAAAACCUAAUUUUUCGGCGUAUUUUUGCUAAAAAAAAACAAAAUUACGAGGAAAUUGAACUCCCCCAGUUCUUUUUUGAAUGUCACAGCGCGCGAACUUCUCCCGGGCGCCAAAUUACAAAUCGCAAAUCACGGGGGAAAUCGGAAAAAUCGAUUUAUUCACGUUUUAGAGAAGUCAAAAAGCACUCAAAAUAAACAACUAUACCUAGACGUUAAUACAAAAAAGGUAUUGGUCCGUAGACUUACGUUUUAAAGUUGGUUUUUUUUUAGUUAAAGAGCAAAGUUCACUUCGGCACGUUCAACUAGUGUCGUUUUUAUGAAAACAAACCUGACACCCUUCAAAUUUUUGCUGUUGUAGGAUGCAAAGCAGUUCUAACUAUCAAAUAAAUCGUAUUUGGGUUUUUAAAAUUGAAGUCUUUUAAUGAAAAACGACUUUUUUGCUCAUUUUCGUCGAAAAUAUAAAACUUUGACUGAAUUUGCCACUCCUCGAAACUCUCCUUAGUCCUUUUAAAAGUGCAAUUUCCUUGCACGGUCGCCUUCAGGCAAGUAUGGGCAUGUUUACCUGAGUUAUCGUUCCAGUCUUAUUGGAGUUCACUGGUUAUAUAAGUGUGCGAGUGGCGAGUCACUUGGCGAGUCACUCGCGAGUGAAUGAUGAGUCACUCGCGAAUUACGAGUGGCGAGUCACUCUUGAGUUACGAGUGGCGAGUCACUUGGCGAGUCACUCGCGAGUGAAUGAUGAGUCACUCGCGAAUUACGAGUGGCGAGUCACUCUUGAGUUACGAGUGGCGAGUCACUUGCGAGUUACGAAACUGCCAUUUUACACUUCAACACAAUUCAUAAAGUUUGUCGUAAAGCUUGCCAGUGUUAAUAGCUUACCUCUGAAACUUUCAUAAAAGUAACAAGUCUGCGAUAUUAUCCGCAAUCAAGGAAUGGCUACCUGGCCAGUAUUCGACUGAAAAAAUAUGAUUUUCUCUUGUUUGAAUCAUCGACACGUGUACCAUAUAUACAACACCCGUUUCUUAAUGGAUUAAUGAAAAACAUGAAUUCAUAUGCUAAUGUUGAUAGUUACUUAGUUUCCUACAUAGUAUUUUAUUAGGAUUUUACUACAUCCCGGGCGUUCUUUGUCAGUGCCCGCGAUCACAAUUAGUAUUAUCAGCGGUUGAGUUUGCAACUCAAUAUUCAAACAGAUUAAAACAUUUUUAAAUCACUUUAACUCUAACCGGCCUAACUUUUGAGAGUUAAAAAGGCAGAAAAAAGAAAUAAAAACAAUUUUAAGGAAGAAAUGUCAGACAUAAACACUCAGGGUCGGACCCGACCCGCACUACGUUUCACUUUUCGCACGCAGCGCCUUUACCAUGUACGCUAAUGGCAAGCUUGCUGAAAGUUACCGCAAACAAAGUUUUUAUAUAACUACAAAAUACGAACGGUGACUGCCGGCUGUCUAGUUACUUGGUUAUUUUUAUUUGGGCUGCUAUAAAUGUUACUAGAUCAUAUAAAAUCUGUGAAAUUAGUGGUAAAAACAUAAACAGUGUUUAGGUUUUGUCAAAAAAAUAAAAAGGCAAUAUAUCUGGAUCAAAUAAACUGACUAGAAGCAAAAAUAUCUUGAAAACCCAAUAGUUAACAGUUUGACAAAGUCACAGUUUAACAAAGUUAUAAAUUCACGUCGAGUAUUAAAUAAUUUAUUUGGCUUUAAGAUGUUUUCUUUCAAACAUCAGGAUUUUAGGAAGCUCUCAAUGUUAUCAUCAUCUACUGCUGAUAAUACUAAUUGUGAUUGCGGGCACUGACAAAGAAAGCCCGGGAUGUAGUAAAAUCUUACACGAUCUCAUCAGGCGUCUACGAAAAAAAGUUAUUUAAAAUAAUUAAUGAAUUUGAUAUCUUGGCAAAAGGCGUUCAAAGCUCAAGUAAAAAGCGCAGUAUAAUGCAAUUGCUAAACAUCCGGAUCUUUUCGUACAGGUUCUAUGUUGGAUGUGGUCAGAUAUCAAAUAAAGUUAGGCAAAGGACAAGGAGGAGUCCUUGAUGAAGUUAUCAUUGCGACUGUCUUAAAGGAAGUUCUCAAGGGAUUGGACUAUUUUCACAGUAAUGGCUUAAUUCACAGGUAUACUGUACGUCGUGCUCAAAUUCAAAUAAUCAAAUUCAAUACAGUAUAUGGUCGGGUAGUCUUCAUGUAAGCUAAAAUCAAGAGACAAGUCACAAGGACUGGCUGUAGCUUAAAUAAAUACAAACGUUUCCACCUGAAGUGAGUUUAACUUAGAUUUACCUAACAUCAAUUUUCCACUGUCGAGCAAGUGAUUGAAAUUUGUACAGUACUCUACACUAUGUCUUCGGGUUUAUUCAUGUGGAAAUAUUAAUGUGGAAAGUGAAAAUUUUUCAGGGACAUUAAGGCUGGCAAUAUUCUUCUUGGUACCGAUGGCACAGUUCAAGUAGCAGGUACGAAAAAGUGCAUUUUACUUCUACCCGCCCUCUUCCCCCGAACCACACUAAAGCAGGUGUUGGGGGUAGCGAGCCUGAUCAGCGAGAUUGCGAAUCAGUUGAUUAUCUCUAAGUAUUUACCAAUGAAAUUACACUGUAUCUAAAAUUUUACAUAUUUUAAUCGUAUGUACUAAAUUCUGAUUGUUGGAAAUUCACUGUCUGUAUAACAUAAUAUUUGAUUAGAGUGUUGUUCCAGUCUGAAUGAAUAGAUUACUAUGUCUGUGAUGUUACUCUGAGUGUAUAUCCGCACCGGGCAAGCUUGAAAAAUAUGCCUGGCCACGGUGGCCCAGUGCGGAUAUACACUCAGAGUAACAUCACAAACAUCGUAUUCACCUGAGUACAUAACACCAUGCGCAACACAGAAAAAAAGAAUAGAUUACUGUUUUAAUUGUUAUCAGAUUAAUACACAGAUUCAGUCUUAAUUUAAUCCUGCCUGUUAUGUGAAAGGGUAUAAUACAAGAUCAGACACACUGAGAAAUAUAAUUAACCUGAACAAGAAAUUAAAAUCGAUUGAUCAAUAUUCAUGUACAUUAUUCUACAGUUUUCUUGUUUUUCUGGUGAACAUUUUUAAAAGAAAGUUCUAGCCGUUGUCUUUUGGUUCGGUUAUUUUUCCAUAUAAUGAUAUGGGGAUUGUUUCCACUUUGGAUGUUUCUUCUUCAGAUUUUGGUGUUAGUUCUGCAUUAUACUCGUAUGGUGAUAGGACGAGACCCGAGAAAAGAACAACGUUUGUCGGUACGCCAUGUUGGAUGGCUCCCGAAGUUAUGGAACAGGUACUGUGUGUAUAUUAAAUUAACUGCGUUUAUGAGACUAAUUAUUUUGUUCAAUAUAGAUCGCGGAUGUGCUAAUUGUCUGACCUUGAGAACGGAAUUGUGAAAGACGCAUCUCCAACGUGAUCGAAGGAGCGCCCCUGCCUCGUCCCCAUGCGCUAUAUAAAACGUUCACUUUUAUGUAAACCUUUUAUCAUCUAGCAGCUGGAGAAAGGGCUGGGAGCGCCCUGUUUGCCACCACACACCGCAUGUCUGCUUACGGAGCACAGCUACUGUAAGGUGGAAGGGUUAGGUUUGGAUGAGGGAGGAAAACCGAAGUUCACGGAAAAAUCCCCUCGAUGCACGCAGGAGAAUCGACUACAACAAUACUAACAUGAGUUUCAAGCACACCAAGUCAGAAAUGAGUAGUCACCCCUGAAGUACAGUAACAACACUCUUCCCCACCAAGCCUUCAUUAGCAGGCUUAACUCCGCAGUUACGGGGCAGCUACAUAUAAUAACACCUAUUCUUAUUUGCCUAGAAAUUAGGCACAACCCUUCCACAGUUUUCCAUAUAUUAAUAGUAGAUAUUGUGCUAUUGCAGUUUAGUGAUGAUUUAUUUCCAUGUUUAUACUGAUGUAUAAUGCUGAAUUCUAUAAAUAUGCUGAAAACUGCUGUUGAAACUGCUCAAUUUAGUACUUCCAUAUAUACUGUAAUACCGAAAUGUGGCCAGGUUUAUGUCUCGCCUGUUGGUACUGUAAUAACAAUGUCUGUUCUGGUUAGAAAGAAUUAGAUUUCAUUUUGGUUCUUCGUUAUAUUGGGCGUGUUCGCCUGACGUUUAAACGAUCCUUGCAUAUAAGCAUGUACAUGCAGUUGUUUUUGAUGUGUUUUUUUGUGUUUUUAUAACUUCGUGACAUUUUGUCUUUGCAUGCAAAUUCGAUGUGCAAUUAAAGUUAAGUUACAAGUGAAUGCAACACCAUUUUCACUCUUUCUAAUUUAGGUAACUGCGUAUAACAAUAAAGCUGAUAUCUGGAGUUUUGGAAUCACAGCUAUCGAACUCGCCACAGGAACGGCACCGUACGCAAAAUUUCCGGCUAUGAAAGUAAGCACGAAAAUAUCGUUAUAUAGAGCGUUUGCACAUAACGUCACAGCCGCCAUGUUGGUGUUCCAAUUUCAAAGAAUUUUAAUUAGACUCUUCUGUCUGGAACACCAACAUGGCCGCCAUGGCUUUUGUUGAGUUGGAAGAUGAGUGCAAACGUUCUACAAGAGUGUAUAAAAAAAAAACUGAACAGAUUUGAAAUUGCUCUCAAUUUCGCAAAACAGCUACUAGCAUCCAGUUUUUUAUGUAUAUAGCUUCUUUGGGUACUUAUAAUGUAGAAAAAGGAAAAGAAAUUCUCGAACUCAAAUUUUGUGAACCAGGGGGUGUGUCUUUUCGAACAAACUAAAGAUAGCUUGCACAUGAAAUGUAAUAGAUGCAAAAUUUGAGAUGGAAAAGUUAAUAGAUGGAAAAUUUGUUUGGUUUUUAAUUACUGUACAAAAUGUCAGACAAUUUGCUUUAGUUUAAGCCCUUUAACUACAUUCACGCAAACUUGCAUGUUUCUUAAAAAAACAGCUAUUUGCAUGCUAGCUAAUUAAUGCCUUUGCCUAAUUUGCAUAUGUCAGCAAUAUGCAAAUUAAGCAUGCGAAAGGCUAUUUUUUUAGAAAAAAAUGAAUAGUUAAAGAACUUAAACUAAAGCAAAUUGUCUGAAAUUUUGUACAGUGAUUAAAAACCCAACGAAUUUCCAUCUAUCAACUCAAAAUAUGAAUAAAGCUUUUACAUUUCGUGCGCAAUCCAUCUUUAGUUUGUUGGAAAAGACACACCCCCCUGGUUUACAAAAUUUGAGUUCGAGAAUUUUUUUUUAUUAUUCUACAUUAUAAGUACCCAAAGAAACUAUAUAUAUCAAAAACUGGAUACUAAUAGCUGUUUUGCGAAAUUGAGAGCAAGUUCAAUCGAACCCGCGACCUUUGGGAUACUAGUCAAAUGCUCUGCCAACUGAGCUACUAGUCAAGUCGGUUCGAGUUGGUGAUAUUUCGGAACUUGUUGAAAGUUGCUUUAAGGUACAAUCAGGCUUACGACCUCUGCGAGCGCUUUUCUUAUACAUUUAGCUGUAUAUUAACAGACAUUGACAGUAUUUCUAUAUCUCACCUCAUCUCCUUUCACAUGCAUAUACUGUACUUCCAUAUAUUUCAUCUAUUUUACACUUGAACAUUUACAUUCUGUACUGUGGUUUUUAACUAAAUCCAUGUGGUUUAGUUUUUCACUCGAUUCCUUUUGCUAUAGGUGGGGCCUGUGGGGGUGUUCUAAUCAUCCCAAGAGCGAAGCAGCUCAACAGCACAUUCACGAUUUUAUACCCAACAACACCUAGAAACGUUUUCUUUGUUCCGUUUACCUAGAAAGCCGAUGAUCACUUAUGCUUUACAAUAACGCAUAAUUAUGCACUACUGUACAUACUGAAUCUCAGAAUGCAGUACAUUCUAAACCAUUCAAAGUCAAAUCGACUAAUGAAACCUUGUCCGUUGAGUAUAACUGACAAGGUUUUAUUUUAACUGCAUGGAAAAAAUAUUGACGUUUCAACCAAAACGAACAUAGUUUAUUGCAAAAUACUACCGGUACUAUUGUAUACUCACUCUGGUUCCCAUGUUUAUGGUAUCUAUUAUUUCUUCUAUUGUUAUACACUGUAAUGGAUUUUAAUAACUUAUUUUGUUAAGGUUCUCAUGUUAACGCUACAAAAUGACCCACCGACAUUGGAAACGAUAUCUGAUAGCAAAAAUGAUGAUUAUAAAAAGUAUUCAAGGCCAUUUAGGCGGCUGAUCAGCCUAUGCCUGCAAAAGGAACCUCAACAAAGGUGCGUAGUUUAUAUACUGUACGUUUUGGAAAUAUUCUAUAGUUUGGAGGUGUCUUUAUGAUGCUCGCUUUCGUGGGAUUGUACAAGACUAUCCUCUAUUAUUGUUUUACUAAAACCAAAUCUGCAAUUUUCUUCACAGGCCUGAUGCAUCCGAACUUCUGAAAAACCCUUUCUUUAAGAAGGCCAGGGUAAGACACGAUAAACUAUUUUGAAUUGUGAAAAAUAGUUUCACAGACAAGAAGUUGGAGUAAAUACCGUUCUGACCGAUGCUGCAAAUACUGCCACACGAUGAUUUAGUUGAAACUAUACUGUAACAUACACUGUGUGACACUGUGUAUAUCCAGGGCUUCCAAAACAAGCCACGAAGCUCCGUACUUUUCCGGAUAGCUCCGUACUUUUCCGGAUUUUUUUUAUUCGGGAUUUUUUGUGGAUUUCUCGGAUUUUUUACUGUAGGACUUGAACGGAUUUUCAAAUUUGGAUGGAUUUUCCAAUUUUAGGGGGUUUUAUUUGCAAAGUGUGCGGUGUUUCUGGAGUGAAAUUCCCCUCGAUUCUGCUUUUAUUUUUCAAAUUAUCUUAUUAUCGUCCCGCAGUUAUCUUAUUAUCGGCACAGACCGUUUGAGAUAAUCGAUCCCUACUAAGGCACAUACUAACUUGUGUCAUAUGUACCAAUUUUAUUUUAUGUAGUGCCGUUUUCAUUCCAUUUUGUUUUCCGUUAUUAUUAUAAAAUAUUGUUGCAUUACGAUUUGCUAUUUUAAUUUCCUUCUACAGUAUUGCUGUUGCAUUUCGCUUUUUCAUUUCCGUGUACGAACAGGGUAGGGAUGUUCCCGAUACUGCUUUGCCGGAUACCGGAUGGUACUGGAUAGUAGUGAACCGAAUAAUAACCGGAUACUGAUGGUGGUACUUGGACAAUACGUCACUUUUUGUUAUAAAAUAGUCUAUUGUCUGUUUAGUAUGAUAUGAUAGCACAAGGAUCGUCAGACAAUCUACAUCACAAAAAAACUCAACUGUAAUUGCGUUUUAAUGUGUCACAUGUAUGGUUAGGUAGACUAUAGUUGUUAGUGUUUCACAUUACUGUAUCUUAACGCAAAACAGACGGUUUCAUGGUUCUAAUAAUUAUCUCAUACCUAGCGUAUUAGCGGCUUUCCUAUUGGCUACGAGGAGGUGCGUUCAAUCUCGAACCCACCUGCUGACGUAUGUUUAGGAGGUGGGUUCGAGAUCGAUGUUUCGGCGGCGGCCAUAAUGAAGCGAUUUGAACAAAUUUCAGACGAAGAUUUAAAUAAAAAAUAAAUUAACUGUUUUUAAUUGUUUUAUAAUUAUUAUUUUAUUAAUUUUGUUUGAUGAAAAUGGAAUAUUAAUUCUGCAUUCAAAGUGAAAGAGAAGAAAGAUGGCCGCCGAAAUUUGUUCGGCACGGGCGGGUUUAUAUAAAUCUUGGCAAUGUUUUCGCAGAAUGUGUGCAAACCUCCCUGCAAGUAUGUUUGUUAUAAAGUUCCAGCCAGCAAAUUUUUACCGGGUAUCGCAUGUUGUCGGAUGUGUAUAUUUUGCCAGUAUCCGGUUCUGGCACAUCCCUAGCACAGGGAUGUUUGUAUUUUUUUCUUUCAUUAGCGUAACGAGAAGGAACUACUGUAUGUUCCGCAAACAAUUUAUUUAAUUUUAUUUAUAGAAUAAAGAAUUUCUGAAAGAGAUAUUACUUCCUCUUGCUCCACCUCUUGGUGAACGGUCUCAAAAGGUAAUGCGAUUGACUGUUGUCUGUUUACUUUGCGCGUGCAUAAGGAUAUUACUAAUUUAGCAAGAAUUUAUUAACAUUAGUUUCUUUGUUCAACACUAAAUUGUGUGUUGCUUAUUGUACGAAUGAACACAUAGCGUCUUUUUUUUCUACACAUAAAAACUUAUCUGAGGACUUCUCUUUCUAAAACUGUCCCUUUGACGUUGGAUACAAUUAAAUAUGUUUGUCGGUAUAGGAUAAAAUGUAUAUGAUCUAUAUAAAGAUGGGAAGAAGUUAACAAUAUUGAGUUAAUUGUUAUUGUUUACAUUGUUUGUUGUCCUGAGCAGUGUAGAAAUGGUAACUUGGGGGUGUCGCAUCACUUGUUGAAAAAUUUUGCUCAGAAAUUCCCUCGUCCCUAGUUGUUUGUAAAUUCAAAGGGGACGUGCAUAUGAUUAGAUUGCUAUUAUGCAUCACAACUGAUCUUUUUACCAACCACUGAUCUAUAUAUGCCACUGAUAUGUACCAAAAAUAAAAACAUGUAGAGGAGGCAGCUCAGAAACUCAUUUUAUCAAAAAGUGAUUCCAUAACCCUUUGUUUGGCACACUACACUAUCUGAUGUAAAACCCUAAAAUCCUGUUUGAAGGUGCAAUUCCUUUAAAGUUUUACCUUUAUUCUUAUAACAGGUUAAAAGAGUACCAGGUUCAAGUGGCCGUCUUCGUAAGAAUUCUGACGGUUCUUGGGAAUGGUCAGACGAAGAAACAGAAGAACGACCUGAAAAACAG
Molecule: messenger RNA, 9969 nt
Organism: Paramuricea clavata
Lineage: Eukaryota; Metazoa; Cnidaria; Anthozoa; Malacalcyonacea; Plexauridae
Source: the annotation of a GenBank genome assembly